Messenger RNA from Pseudo-nitzschia multistriata, 642 nucleotides. Lineage: Eukaryota; Bacillariophyta; Bacillariophyceae; Bacillariales; Bacillariaceae. The record is from the annotation of a GenBank genome assembly.
AACAUCUAGUCGACGGCUCACCAACCCGAUUCUAGUAUAUAGUAAGGUAACAAAAUUAGCUGUUUAGAAGACACCCUGGCCAUCUCCGAAAGGAGAGAUGUGUCCGGCAGAGUACUGUUCGUACAUGGUCUGUCCGGUGAGCUGUUCGGCAACCAUGUUUCCGAUGAUACCCAUCAUGGCGGCACGUCCGUUGUUCAACUCAACAUUGAGCUUGCGGGCCUUCUCUUCGGGGUCCUUGAUGUCGUCUCCGAAGUAUCCAACUCCGUAGUCUCCGUCGUACUUGGAGGCAGGCAUCCAUGCGAGCUCAACAAGGGCGAAGAAGGCAAAGAUCUGGGCAAGUCCGGCGGAAGGGAUGGCGGCGAUUCCGCCCAUACCGGUAGGGACAUCGGCGAACUUCAAGUCGUUCGAGGGGGAAAGGUAUCCAUCRAAGACAAUGUGGUUGUUGUGGACAAUGGUUCCGACAACGGCAGCCAUGGCAAUACGUCCGUGCUUGCGCUCGACGGCACGACGACGUUCGAAGGACUCGGGCUGKGUCUCGAGCCAUCCAAGAGGAUCGUAGACUCCAAGAGGCUCGGUGACUCCGAGUUCUGUGCGUUUGCAUUGACAAUUCGACGGUCGGGAAAAUAGAUGAGUAAUUCUGCU